AUGCUCUUCCUGCGGCUGCUUCGCUACCUCCUGCUCGUCCGGCACCGCGAGUCCGCCAUCGCCGCGUUCCACGUCCGCCUGAUGCUCCACCCGGAGCGACCGCCUGGCACGCUACCGCGGUUGCCUGGCCCGUAUGCUGGGGACUACGAGGGAGUUGCCUGGAACUCGCAGGGAUUCUUCAUGUCGAAGGCCGCCGGGCAUGCUGCGAAGCGCCGCUUCGCACAACGUCUUCUUCAACGUCGUGAUUUCCUUGUCUUGAGCGAGGCGCUUGUCACUGAGGGCGCGGAGGCGACUUUCACGAAUCUGCCUGGGACGUCCUCGUGGUGGUCGCCCGGCACUGCUGCUCGAGCUGGGGUCGGUGUCAUCAUUCGCGACGCGUUCUUGAACAAGUUCCGGCUCCGCGAGCCCGAAUGGGUUGUGGUCGACGCCGGCCGCCUUGCCGUCCUGAAGCUCUGCGGCGAGGAGGGCUCCCUGGAUAUCGCUGCGUGCUACUUUCCGACGGGCGUUGCUCGAGCUCUUCACCGCAACUCCGGGGAGCCCCCAGCCGCGCUCCGUGUGCAGCGAGAGACCCUUUGUCGUAAAUUGCCCCCGCUGCUUCGACCAGAACUUGCUUUGUUCGUUCUUGCAGGCGACUUCAACUUCGUAGUCUCCCACGCUGAUCGCUGGAACAAGUCGUCGGGAGCGCACAGCGGCGACAGCGAUGCGGCCGAGGCUGGUCAUUGGCGCCGCACGCUGCCACCUUCGAGUCUUUACGAGUUGCACCAACCAGAGCCCACCCAUGCAGGGCCCGGCUCGUUCGCUCGUCUCGACCGCGUGUACGUCAACCAGCCCGUGGCCGACCAGUUGGACAAAUCGAUUUUCUCUGUCGCUCUACCCUGGACGAGCUUGUCGCACCAUCGGCCUUUAGCCUUCGGCCGGUGCUCGAAGCCCAUCCGGGCACCGCUGGACAAGGCCAUCCCUGAGGCGAUCGUCCAAGACGAACGCUGGCCCGUGCACGUUGCGGACGAGUACCGAUCCCUGAUGGAGCUCUCGCCAGAGGCUGGCCCGCUCAUCCGCCUGCGCCGCCUCAAGGUGGCCACGCGGGCGGUAUCGGCUCGCCUUCUCGAAGAACGGGCUGCCGGGGACAAUAUGUCCGCGAGCGAGUCGCCGCUGAGCAUGACGAUGGCUAUGUGCCCGCGCUUCGUGCCAGGUAUCCUGUGCUACGUGAUUUUCUCUCAGAUGAUCUUCUUCAGCAUGCUCCUCAUCGGUGUCUGUCUCGCCUUCGAGAACACGCCGUUGGCCUUGCGAGGGCGGAUGUUCAGUCUUCUCUGCAACGCCUCCACGAUGAGGCGCACGCGUCGAUCCCAGGUGUUGCUGCAGCUCAAACGCAUUGCGCCUGGGCGUUCGACGUCGCUGUCGGCGGUGGCAGGUGCAGACGGCGCCCUCCGCACAGACGGCCCCGGCAUGGCCGCGGCCCUCAAGGAGCACUGGAGGGAUACAUUUUCCGCUCGUGCCUUGGAUCGCACUCGCCGGCGGGAGUGGUUCCGCGAGGAUGCCGCGGUCGACACUCUGUUCGAUGCGGCCGUCGAGCUUUCCGAGGAGCAUGGCCGCGACUCCCUGCUGGAGGCGUUCCCGCUGGAUGCCAGCGGCGACACGGCGUUCAACUCGGCCAGCAUGGUCUUUAUCCCGAAAAAGACGGCACAUGAGGCCAACGGUAUCCGAUACCAUCUUCCUGGAGAGGUCCGCCCACUUUCCCUGGUGAACACGGACAACAGAUUGAUGGCUAAUGCUUAUCGCUUGCGGGUGGAACCGCUGCUCGACAAGAUCAUAUCGCCGGCUCAACGGGGCUUCUUGCCCGGCAGGUCCAUGCUGCAGAACGCAGCAGCCCUCCGUCGAUUGGUCCCUGGUCCUGCCCACUGGGUUCUCCCCGCUGACCUGCGAGCUCUACGGCGGCAUUACGGCAUGCCUCAAGAGUUUGCGGACAUGAGCGAGGUUUCGCUGGCCGCUCGUUUUCGCGUCGCUCACCGGGAGGCUGCAGCUUCUGGUGGCUUGGCCGUGGCAUCGGCGGUCCGCCGCCUUGACAGGUCGAUCGCCGACGCGGAUUUCUUCUGGCGCUAUGUCCGGUGGUGCUCCUGGUUUCAAGGUGCCUACGUCCGCAACUUGUCUGCGGCAGUGUCCACGUUCCAACGCGUAGGCAUCGCCAUCCAGACUGUGGAGGCCGACUUGGGAGCUGACGCCCCGCUCCCCCGCACUCGCGGGCAAGCCCGUCGCCUCGCCCACGGCGUGCAGCGAGCGGCUCGGGCAGCGUGGUGCCGCACGUUGCGCAGCCACCCCGAGACGAGACUCAGAGCGAAGUUGGCCAGGUGGCGGCUGCCGAUCUAUCCGCGGCUUCGAGCCAUCCGCGGGUCUGCAGUGCUGCAGCGUCUGGCCCGGCUGGUGCCGCCUCGCGUGGUCGCCGCAGUGCUUCGCACGUGGUUCAAUGGCUGGUGCACGGCCCGCCGUUUCCAAGCCCAUGGGCGUUGUCUGUUCGGCUGUUCCAUGGGGCAGGAUUCUGUCGACCACUACAUGGGCUGCCUCAUGCUACACCGCCAUGGCCAGCUUCGACUCCGGCUCCGCGCUGCGCCAACCUUCGAGGAGCGCGGCCUGAGGUUUUUUCUCCUCGCGGGCGCCCACGAGCUCCCGGACGUGAUCCUCACCCGGCGGGCCCUGUUGCUCGCUGCGGCCUAUCGGCUGCAUUGCCGGUGCCGCCGUCAGCCGGCUUUCUCCGACCACGAAGUUCUACGUCGCGCACUUGAUCAGGCGGUGAGAGAGGCGGCUCAGGGGCACGCUGGGGCUCUCCGCGCGGUGGACAGCGUCUGGGCGGACGAGGAGUUCGGCUUGUAG
Molecule: messenger RNA, 2862 nt
Organism: Prorocentrum cordatum
Lineage: Eukaryota; Dinophyceae; Prorocentrales; Prorocentraceae
Source: the annotation of a GenBank genome assembly